AUGUCGAAAGCUGUAGAUCCGGAAACGAUCUCCAAUUUCCUCGCCGAGCAGCGAGAUGAGGCUCCCGCAGACAUUCAGCAUCUAUUCCUAACGUUUGAGGACCUAUGGGAGCGCAAACUAUGGCAUCAGCUUACAGAUCAAUUACUGGAAUUUUAUUCUACGCCCGAAAGCAAAUCACAGCAAUUGCCAAUCUACAACACCUUCAUCAUCAGUUUCGCGGACAAGAUCAACCAGUUGAAGUUGGUCAAAUUGGCUCUGGUUGCCUCUGAACAAUGCCAGAAUGACGACGAGCGAAGAGAAUUUCUCGAAGCCCUUGCGAAGCGCGUGGACACGCCAGAGUCCGAAGAAGCCCACGUUUAUGCUACCACAGAGCUAGCAAGCGUCUACCUGAGAUUGGAUGAAGCAGUCAAGGCUCGAGAUCAACUAGAUCAAGCACAGAAGACGCUUGACAAAUUCGACUUUGUGGAAAACGUUGUUCAUGCCUCUUUCUACCGUGUCAACGCCGACUACUUCUCUACCAAGGGCGACUACACUUCCUACUAUCGCAACUCACUCCUCUAUCUCGCUUGUAUAUCCGAUUCCGACCUAAACUCUGAACAGCAGCAGCACCGGGCCUAUAACCUCUCGAUAGCAGCUCUGGUGUCGAAUGAGAUCUACAACUUCGGCGAGCUGCUGCUGCAUCCAAUUCUAGAUGCUCUCAAAGCCCCUCAUUCUCAGUCAUGGCUAAGAGACCUGCUUUUCGCCUUCAACCGAGGAGACCUGGCUACAUUUGACCGCUUGUCAAAUAAUCUUGGUAAAGACGAACAGCUUGCCUCGCACAAGCAGUUCCUCUACCAGAAGAUCUCUCUGGCUGCGUUGACAGAGCUGGUCUUCAAAAGACCACCUCACGAUCGAGCCAUGACCUUCGACACCAUCAGUCGUGAGACUCAGGUCAAGCCAGAUGAGAUUGAGCAUCUCAUCAUGAAAGCUCUGAGUCUCGGUCUGCUGCGAGGAAAGAUUGAUCAGGUAGCUGGGAUCGCGAAGAUCAACUGGGUCCAACCCAAGGUUCUCGAGCGGAGCCAGAUUGAAGGUAUGAGAGUGCGGUUGAAGGAGUGGGAUAGCAAUGUCAAUGACUUGGGUCAUUGGAUUGAGGGUGUUGGCAAAGAUGUCUGGGCGUCUUAG
Messenger RNA from Cyphellophora europaea CBS 101466, 1161 nucleotides. RefSeq lists its product as uncharacterized. The coding region runs from base 1 to 1161 and encodes 386 amino acids. The transcript is spliced from 2 exons. The record is from RefSeq and is a predicted model, not a curated record. NCBI's taxonomy places the organism in Eukaryota, Fungi, Ascomycota, Eurotiomycetes, Chaetothyriales, Cyphellophoraceae. Gene Ontology annotation, biological process: ubiquitin-dependent protein catabolic process. Gene Ontology annotation, cellular component: cytosol; proteasome regulatory particle, lid subcomplex; nucleus. Gene Ontology annotation, molecular function: structural molecule activity.